AUGAUGUUACACAAAAUUGGCUGCCUUGAUAAUCUGUUCCAGCAAUGCCACAACGAUAUUGCCCUGGUCCUGCGACAGUUUUACAACAAUAGACUACAGAAGGUUAACCUGCGGAAUUUCACCAAUGGCCAGACCAACCUGGACAGACUCAGAGACGGUCUCGUCGGUGCCCAGUUCUGGUCCGCCUACGUCCCAUGCCCAACCCAGGACCGAGAUGCCCUGCUCCUCACUCUGGAGCAGAUCGACCUCAUUCAUCGCAUGUGUGCCUCCUACUCUGAGCUGGAGCUUGUGACCUCAGUUAAGGCUCUGAACAGUACCCAGAAGUUGGCAUGUCUCAUUGGUGUGGAGGGCGGCCACUCGCUGGACAGCAGCCUCUCCAUCUUGCGGACCUUCUAUAUGUUGGGUGUGCGCUACCUGACACUCACCCACACCUGCAACACGCCGUGGGCAGAGAGCUCAACUAAGGGUAUCCACACCUUCUACAGCAAUGUCAGUGGGCUGACCAGCUUUGGUGAGAAGGUUGUGGCAGAAAUGAACCGCCUGGGCAUGAUGGUAGACCUGUCCCAUGUGUCAGACACGGUGGCACGACGGGCCUUGGAAGUGUCACAGGCACCUGUGAUCUUCUCCCACUCAGCUGCCCGGGCAGUGUGUGAGAAUUCCCGGAAUGUUCCUGAUGAGAUCCUGCAGCUUCUGAAGAAGAAUGGUGGUAUCGUGAUGGUGUCCUUGUCCAUGGGGGUGCUACAGUGCAACCCGUUAGCCAACGUGUCCACCGUGGCAGAUCACUUUGACCACAUCCGGGCAGUCAUUGGAUCUAAAUUCAUUGGGAUUGGUGGAGAUUAUGAUGGAGCUGGCAAUUUCCCACAGGGGCUGGAAGACGUGUCCACAUACCCGGUUCUAAUAGCGGAGUUGCUGAGGCGCGGCUGGAGUGAGGAAGAGCUUCAAGGUGUCCUCCGAGGAAACCUGCUGCGAGUCUUUGGACAGGUGGAACAGGUCCGGGCGGAAAAAAGUGGGCAAAGCCCAUUGGAGGACGAAUUCCCUUGGACAAAUGAACAACCGGGAAACCCUUGUCGCUCCAUCCUCCAUCCAUCUCAGAGUCCCAUUCUGGACCAGAAUCUAACCAAGACACCCAGGUUGUCACCUAAGUGGUCAUUCUCAAAAUCCUCCUCUCGCCUUGCCCCAGGCCUCACAGUGAUGGCCACCUUGCCAAUCUUUAUUGUGUGGCUCCAGUGAUCCAGUUACCUUGCCACAGUCACUGUGGCAGCUCUGCAUACCACCCAAA
Messenger RNA from Condylura cristata (star-nosed mole), 1279 nucleotides. It is a transcript of the gene DPEP2, whose product is annotated as dipeptidase 2. The record is from RefSeq and is a predicted model, not a curated record. The transcript is spliced from 10 exons. The coding region runs from base 1 to 1230 and encodes 409 amino acids. NCBI's taxonomy places the organism in Eukaryota, Metazoa, Chordata, Mammalia, Eulipotyphla, Talpidae. Gene Ontology annotation, biological process: proteolysis. Gene Ontology annotation, molecular function: metallodipeptidase activity.